Molecule: messenger RNA, 2236 nt
Organism: Notechis scutatus (mainland tiger snake)
Lineage: Eukaryota; Metazoa; Chordata; Lepidosauria; Squamata; Elapidae
Gene: LPAR3
Product: lysophosphatidic acid receptor 3
Biological process (GO): G protein-coupled receptor signaling pathway
Cellular component (GO): membrane
Molecular function (GO): lysophosphatidic acid receptor activity
Source: RefSeq, a predicted model, not a curated record
AAUUCUCAAGUCCAGGAUGAAUGAAUGCCACUAUGAUAAACGCAUGGACUUCUUUUAUAACAGGAGUAACACUGAUACGGCCGAUGAGUGGUCAGGGACUACUCUUGUAAUAGUUUUAUGCUUCGGCACUUUUUUUUGUUUCUUUAUUUUCCUUUCAAACUCAUUGGUCAUAGCUGCUGUGGUAAAAAACAAGAAGUUCCACUACCCCUUUUAUUAUUUGCUAGCCAACCUCGCUGCUGCAGAUUUUUUUGCAGGUAUCGCUUAUGUAUUUUUGAUGUUCAACACUGGCCCAGUGUCAAGAACAUUAAGUGUAAAUAGGUGGUUUUUGCGCCAGGGACUUUUGGACACAAGUUUGACAGCUUCUCUGGCCAACUUACUGGUAAUUGCUGUUGAGCGCCACAUAUCUAUUGUGAAGAUGAGGGUUCACAGCAAUCUCACAAAGAAGAGGGUCACGUUUUUUAUUCUGUUGAUCUGGGCCAUCGCGAUUUUCAUGGGCGCGGUGCCCACAUUAGGCUGGAACUGCCUGUGUGACAUUUCCACCUGCUCUUCUCUAGCUCCUAUUUAUAGCAGGAGUUAUUUGAUAUUUUGGACAGUCUCCAAUCUGGGAGUUUUCUUCAUCAUGGUUGUUGUAUACAUAAGAAUCUACAUGUAUGUCCAGAGAAAAACAAAUGUUUUGUCUCCGCACACUAGUGGAUCCAUCAGCCGCAGGAAAACUCCGAUGAAACUUAUGAAGACCGUCAUGGCAGUAUUAGGUGCUUUUAUUGUGUGCUGGACUCCUGGACUUGUCGUACUACUCCUUGAUGGUUUGAAUUGCACUCGUUGUGAAGUUCAGAAUGUUAAAAGGUGGUUCCUUCUCCUAGCUCUGCUGAACUCUAUCAUGAAUCCAAUAAUUUACUCUUACAAAGAUGACGAGAUGUCGAAUACUAUGAGGCGCAUGAUUUGUUGCUCAUUUGAGGAGAGAAGCCAGGAGCGGCGGUCUUCAAGGAUCCCCUCGGCAGUGCUCGGCAGGAGCAUAGAUUCUUCUAGCCAGUACUUGGAAAAUGGCAUUAGUCAAGUGACCAUCAGUGGCAAAGAAAAUACAUGAAUUCUCCUCCUCCUCCUCCAAAUGGGGACUGCAGCGGGGGUAGGCCACAAUCCAAAUGAUCUCUGAGCCACCUGAGAUCACUGAACCCUGAAACCACAGAAGAAUAUGUUCUCUGUACCAAAACCCAGAUCCCAGGGUUACCUGACAUCUUUGUAAAUAAUUACUGGAUGGGGAAAAAUGUACUUGAAAGGAUGUGAAAGAAUAGAAGGAGUGGUUUCAACUCUGCAGUGUUCCUUUUAAAUCUGGAAACAGUACAAGCAGCAUUAUAGAGUCUCCUUCCUCAGAGGUCUAGGCAGUGGUGAGAUGUCACUGUGCUAGGGCUGCACCUUAACGGCCAAUUGUGGCAAGGUGGCAGGGUCAGCUUCUCAGGAGACGGUGGGGGGUGGGGUGUUCCUCAUCCUCAAGUGAGGCUUUAUUUUUACAUCUUUUGAGGGCUGCCAUCCCCAAUUAUGUUUUUGGUACCUGGCCCAAAAGUACCUCAGUUGCCAAACAUUGGACUCUCUGUCAGUGCUCAGCACUUCCUUCUGACAAACAUCUGUUCAUUAAGCAAAGAUUAAGCAAAUACUCCAAACCAAUGAGUGCUUUUCUGCAACCACAACAAAGCAGCUGGUUGGUUCGAUAAUGCCAAGUAAGGCAUUUUAGUGGCCCAGCAAGUAGGAGAAGACACUCGCAGGUGGCAAAAUGGAUUGCACCACCAUUGCAGACUUGGGGUUGUUCCCUUUUAAUAAAAAGCCAACACAGGUAACCAUGAUAUUAUGGAAUAUUGUAAACUAGCUUCUCCACAAUGUUCCAGUUCUUUACAUGAAGGGCUUUCUCUUUUGUGAUUAUCAUUUCUGUAAUAGAGAGUAUUCAGUCAGUUUUGCUACCUCUCUUCUGUCUGAAGUGGUACAGCCCAGACACCAAUUUCUUUCUUUGAGAAGGAGCUAGGCCAGAAUUAGUUUGGUUAUUCAGAGUGGCUUUUAAAUUGUUUGCUUUAGGUAGCAGCCUACAGCUGCUCUGAACUCAGGGGGAUUUGCUUCUGAGUAAAUAUAGUCGGCUGUUUAGUGUUAUAAGUGGAACGUUGUACAUGUUCUGCAAUUAAGCAUUUUAAUAAAGAUUUUUCAGGCUGUAAAUGUGAGUUGUAGAACCAGCAUUUGUCCUUUAUCUGCCAUU